UCAAAAUGCCUUUUAAAAAGUUUAUUAUUAUUAUUAUUAUUAUUAUUAUUAUUAUUAUUAUUCAGUUUGUGUUAGGCUGUUGAUAGGGAGCGAUUGGAGGCUGGAGUCCAGAAAAUGGUCAAGAGAGAAAGCAGGAACAAACUGCCUAGUCAUAAUUUGUGUCUGAGAUGGGCCACAAAUGAUUCAGCAUUUGCUUCCUUCUGUUUGACUAGAAGAUCUUUUCCUUUGAAUCCACCCCCCCACACACACCCGGUUGAUUUUCUUUAUGACACUGGUCGAAGGAGUAUGGUAUUUUUUAGAAAGUAUUAAAAACCCAGAGAGUCUUCUAGGGACUGCUUCCUUAUCCUUUGCAAUGACUGCUCUUUGGGAUGAUAUUUUACAUAAUGACCAGCUCAUUCAGUAUGUGGCCCCAAUUGCAGUGGAUGCAGCACUACUUGAAGGAGUUCUAAUGAGGACCAAAGAUGACCCCAAUGCAUCUGAUGUUGUGAAUUAUGCUCCCUUUACACUGCUCCCGUCUGUAGUAUCAAGCAGUCUUCUUGAGCAAGCCUAUUCAGUUCAACAAGAUUUUAAUCUGCUUGUGGAUGAAGUUAGCCAAAAUACAGCAUUCUUGGAGUCCACUCUUGCUAGUACUAUUAAAGUGGAUGACUUUACAGCACAGCUUUUUAAAAUCUAUAGGCAAGUUUUGAAAGAAGGAGUUACUCAGACAGUGGUUUUAGGAAUCAAUCGCUCUGACUACAUGUUUGAUCAGGAAACAAAUAGCACUCCAGCUCUAAAGCAAGUAGAAAUCAAUACCAUUGCCGCCAGCUUUGGAGGACUCACAUCACGGACCACUGCAGUACAUCGUCACGUGUUGAAUGUUUUGGGGAAGUUCACAGAAGCGUCAAAAUUGCUGACCAAUAAUCCAUCUAAAGGGAUCGCUAUGGGCAUUGCAAAAGCUUGGGAACUCUAUGGUUCAGACAGAGCGGUGGUAAUGUUCUUGGUUGAAGAAACUCAGAGGAAUAUUUUUGACCAACGCUGUGUAGAAAAUGAGCUCUGGAAGAGGAAUAUCCGAGUGAUCCGAAGGAGGUUUAAAGAUGUGUUUGAAAAGGCAUCUUUGGGUAAUGACAAGAGAUUGCAUAUAGAUGGGGAGGAAGUUGCAGUGGUGUACUAUCGAGAAGGUUAUGUGCCAAAAAGUUACAAUAAACAGAACUGGGAAGCACGGUUGCUGUUGGAAAGGUCCAGAGCAGUGAAGUGCCCUGAUAUUGCCACACAGCUUGCUGGGACCAAAAAAGUUCAGCAGGAGCUGAGCCAACCAGGAACACUAGAAAAGCUGCUGCCCAAUAAACCUGAAGCAGUGGCUCGAAUAAGAGCAACAUUCACUGGCCUCUACUCUCUGGAAAUGGAUGAAGAAGGUGAUAAGAUGGUUGCCAUGGCCAUAGCUGAUCCAGAGCGGUUUGUUUUAAAACCUCAGCGGGAAGGAGGAGGGAACAAUCUCUAUGGUGGUGAGCUCAAACAAGUUCUGGAGAAGAUUAAAGACAGUCCUGAGAGGACUUCUUACAUUCUCAUGGACAAGAUAAGACCUCUUCCAGCACUGAAUUACUUGCUGAGGGCUCACAGCCCACUGAAAAUAUCAGAAUGUGUGUCUGAAUUAGGAAUCUUUGGUGUCUAUGUCCGGCAAGGUAAAGAUCUCAUAAUGAACAAACAUGCUGGUCACCUCUUGCGAACGAAAGCUGUAGAACACGCAGAUGGUGGAGUAGCAGCUGGAGUAGCUGUAUUAGAUACUCCCUAUGUGAUAUGAAAACACAAUACCUCCUCAUCACCAGCAUCCUCACUGUGCUUGAAGUGGGACCAGUUUUCUUUGAGGGCAUGAUUGCCAAAUGGUGAAUAAUCAGGUCUACACUAGAAGCCCUGCUCUGUUAUAAUCUUAAGGCCAAAUGGUAGCAAAGUUGUGCUGAUUUUCACAUCAUUUCUUCUAUGUCUGACAGUAAUGAUAACCAGUUGACCUGCAUUGACAACUGCUUCCUGCUUGAUGUACCUCAUGGACCUCUAAUCCUUUUUGUGGUUCUGUGAUGGACAAGAUGUUCUGAACAGAUAUUACAUGGAUAAGACUGUACAAGUUUUUACUACAACUAUCCCCUUAAUCAAGUGCCUGAUUUGCAUUUGACUUGAUAACUAAUUUUCUCUCUUUUCAAUCUACUUGGGGCGGGGAAUACUUCUUCCUGAGUGAAAUGGAUGGUUUUCUUCGCAUUGUACUAGUUCCUGUUCUUACAUUCCUGAUAGACCAACAUAUGACUACAGAAUACAUUUUUUCAGUCAGUUCCCCUUAGACUCUUCAGAUGAUUAAAUACUCAGUAUAUGCCUGGAUCUUAGUUACCAUAAAGAACAUGAGAAGGGUGGGCAGUUUUGCAAUGUAAACUCUAGAGAAGGAAGGGUUAAAAUGCUUGUGACCCUUUGACUGUAGCCGAAUGAGUCUUUAGACUCAUCUUAACUGAAAAUUAAUGUGUCAUUUAUCUUAUGCCAUUUUGAUGAGUAAAUAAUCAGUGCUACAGAGUGAACAAACAUCUCUUUACUGCUUUGUUUUAAGAGAGAUGUGAAAAAUAGACAAGAGAUGUAUUCAUAUUCAAAUCUCAAUAUAUAUUUUAAAAUACAUUCAAUCAAGUAUUCUUUUGAAAGGUCUCAAUUUAUAUUAAAAGUCCAGAAAUUUUAAAGAGAUGGAACAUAAUUUUUGAUGGAACAUGUAAAUCCAGUGUGUGGGGAAGGGGUAAUUGAUGAGGGGGGGGAAGCACAAUUUUAAUUCAACUACUAAUUCUGUAUGAGAGGUUACUUUGGAAUAACAGCUUCUCAGGUAACAUAAGCUGCUUUUUAAGUUUAUGGGAAUUCAUACAACGUGCAGUAUGGUGGGGGGGGGCGGUUCAAGUGUCCGCUGUUCAGAAAAAAACCUGAAUUUUUUUCAUGGUUCUUUAAGAUCACACUUAGUAUACACAGAAAAUUUAUGCCUUUGGAGAGAAAAGGUUUAUGGCUUAAUUAACCACACAAUAUUAAGGACCAGUGAAUACUAGCCAUACCAAAAUCAUCACUAAUGGCUAAAAUGAACUUUGUUAAUAAAAGGGCUCAAUACAUAUUGGAAAAUAUUAGUAGCAAUUGUUUUUCCUUUUUUCUCUUGAUACUUUAUUUCUAGGCUUUUUAUUUCAGCAUCUUAGUGCCCAGCAGAACUAAAAUUCUUCAUUCAUAGUGUAUAUGCAACUUGUUUGCAUAUAGUAAUAGUUGUCCACCUAAGUUCACAUAUACCUCCCCAGACCAGAUAAAUUGCCCUACCUCAAUGGGAUCUACUCACAACAUUACAUUUAUAAAACUUCAGAUGUUCAACUAUAUUCUUAAACUACAAUUUUUGCAUAGAUCCUAUUAUUAAUGAUAUGGUUGCAAGGCAUCACAUAUUAAAACAUUAUAUACAUCAAAAAUCAAUACAAAAAACACAAAAGUAAAUUACAGUAUCUACAACUUCUACCAACCCUCAGUGACAUCACCA
This is a messenger RNA of Eublepharis macularius, 3505 nucleotides long. It is a transcript of the gene GSS, whose product is annotated as glutathione synthetase. Gene Ontology annotation, biological process: glutathione biosynthetic process. Gene Ontology annotation, cellular component: cytosol. The record is from RefSeq and is a predicted model, not a curated record. Gene Ontology annotation, molecular function: glutathione synthase activity; glutathione binding; ATP binding. Bases 266 to 1777 code for a protein of 503 amino acids. Lineage: Eukaryota; Metazoa; Chordata; Lepidosauria; Squamata; Eublepharidae. The transcript is spliced from 13 exons.